GUGCAAGUUUUGUUACAUUCCUCUUUAUGGCUAAAAAAUACAAUGGAAAAUCGAUUAAAAAUUUCUUGAGUUAAAGGAAACACAAAUAUUUCUGUGCGAAUACAAGAACAGCUCCUUGUGUUUAACCUAAGUAUAUGAGAUGAGAAAACCAUCACAGUUAUUAUGACAUCAAGUGGAGAAAAACAGUCAGGCAAUAAUUGUAGAACUGGAAAAAAGUGUCCAGACAAUGCUCAUUUCAUAAUGCGUGCAAACGGUAAUAGCGUCAGCGUCAAUCAAAGAAAGUCUGUUCAUUCUCAAAAUCAAUUCUCACUGACUUUCGAAUCUAAUGAAUGUGAUGUGAUGUACUGCAGCUUGCAAUCUGCACGCUUAAAUGCACAGUCGAGUGAUAUGUUCCAGCCCAACGCUGGAAAGUUAAAGCUAUCUCCGCUGGAAAAGAUCGACGAUGCCAAUACCGGAGCACCUCCAUCUCCGGCACCUAAUAGUGAUGGUUUUGAGGGUAGUGUUAACCAGUUAAAAACUCAUACAUGUAAUGGAACAAUAUCAAAGUCAGAUAACCAUGCCCUAGUGCCGAAGCAUGGUCUAGGCGGAUCAACAAACUACCAUCAACGUGGCAUAUCCCCAAACUCAAGAUAUCGUUUGGAGCGUUACAGAGACGCGAAGCCAGUUCAACAAACUAAAAUAUUAGAAGCAGCAAAAAGUCCAUCAACAGUGCCAUCAGUUUCCUCAACUCGAUUAUUGUUACCAUCCAAUGUAACGCUACCGAUGAAUCAAUGUGAAAAUUAUAAUGCUUAUCUGGGAUCUGCAGUACAUACACCAGUCAAGCGAUAUGUUCCAACUCCACCGCCCGCUAUUGAUCUUUAUGCAGGCCUUGCAUUACAGGCAUCUUCUGGAAUUAUGACCCCACCUGCAUCAUCAGUGCAGUCUCAGUACUGCAACAUGCCAUACAAUUAUCGUUCAAAAUGCUGCCAUAAUGGAAAUGUCGAAUCUAUGCAUGGAAGUUUGACCAAACCAUCACAAACAUAUGUCGCAAGUGUAUCUUGCUCAACAUCUUGUGCCUCGACAUUGCCCGCACCAUCCACAAGUAUUUCCAUGGCUUUUUCAGCAGGAAGCCACUGCUCGCCAAUUAUGACAGCUACUACGGAGCAAACAAUAACUCACAGUACUGACAACUCACACAUGAACAGCCGAAGAUCAGAGGAAAAUGAUUCGUUAAUUGUUAUAGCACCGGGUACCACAAUAACCCAAAUAGAGGCAGACAGCCCAGCUGGCACAUGUUUGCAUUGCAAUACAGCACGACGAACCACUGGUGUGCAUCAGACAACACAAACGACUGGACCUAUUAGUCCUGUACCGAUAUCUUUGUCUGUUCCUAUUACUGCGCCAGUAAUAUCCAGUUUAAGCGAUCAACUUGCAAAUACCGAAUCAAGUAUUGUAUCCGUGCAAACGAAGCUCCAGGAUAGUCGAAAUAUUGCACUCAAGCACGGGUCCAGUCAUCAUCAGUUGUACGGACCAGGUACUGCGGCUACGUUUAGCCACCUUAUAAGCAAUCCACGCUUACAGCUCACUCAUCACACACAGACACAUCAACACCAAUCGUUGCAAAUUCUACCGCAGCCACAAACCCAUCAUUACUCUUGCAAAAAGCGAGUUGUAAUUUAUUUAAAGCGUACAACUUCGCAAUUUUUUGGAGUUGAGCCAAGCACAGAGGCCGAAGAUUGUGCUCUGUGGCAUGGUCGACAUCGUCGACUGGCUAUUCGUCGAUUUGGAUUAUUCGACAGCGCACUAGAAUAUCGUGUCCAACAGUCGAUUAUAAAUGGUGUUAAUGUUGAAGUUGAUAAGCAAAAUAGUUCGGAAUUGAAUCGUAAUUGUGCCAACGCAAGUAAUAAUUACGCACAAGAUCGUCCCGACAUAUUACCAGUGCAAGAUGCGAAUGCUAUGAAUAUGACAUUUUCUUCAGAUAACAGACGAUCCAAAUUCUAUAGUAAUAGAGAUUUUUGUGACGGUGAAUUUGUAGAGCGUAAGGCGUCAGUUGGUCACAUGUUUAUUGCAUUGGUUAAUUAUUUGCUUCAUUUUUUUUAUAAGCGGCAUACAAACUGCAGACACAGAGUAAAACAUCAAUAUCAAUGGUCACGUAGCUUUGCACCAUUGCAUGUGCAAAGCAGUUCUAGCUUUGAUCCAAUUCACAAUGAUCAACCGAUUGACAUAGAAAUAACCAAUAGCAUGACAGAUGCUUUAGAAAUGAUAAUUGUGGAUGAACUCUUUUUUGAUAGUCCGUGCGAAGUAUCUUCUGCAUCGGUAAAUGAUGACACAUCUGAUAUUGGCAGACAAGCUAUCAAGCCACGUGUCUCUACACUGGGAGCCAAUGUCCCCAAUAUAGGAGUUGGAGUAAGUGUUUAUAUGACAGAAAGACACCAGAACGGAUGGCGAACAUCCGCUCUCAUUACCAAUGCAUGCACAAGUGGUGAUAUUAAUUUAACUGCCGAUCAAAGUUUACAUCAAGUGAGCGCGGGUCACAUACAAUUGUGUAACUCAAUACCUAGCCAAAUACAACCAUCAAUGCGAACAUCACAAUCUACAACAUCUGCAUGCCAACGUGGAACACGUAUAACAGCUCAGCUGUUGGAUGGCGUCUUGGAAAAUUCAAGGCGACCUCCUUUACGGUGCAUUAAAUACUUUUCAGUCAAUGAUUUGGACGAUCGAACGGAUCAUCGGCCUAUAUUUACAUACUGGAUAAAUACCGUACAAUUUGUUGUUUUAGUUCUAUCGAUAAUAUGUUAUGGUAUUGCUCCGAUUGGAAUUGGCUCUGAACAAAAAACUGGACAGGUACUUGUGACCAGUCUGAGUCUGCAGACGGUUCAACAUAUAGAGCAACGAAAUAUGUGGAUUGGACCACGGAAUAUUGACUUGGUUCACAUUGGUGCAAAGUUUGCUGCUUGCAUGCGUCGGGACACUAAGAUCAUGGACGUGGUUAUUAAGACAAGACGUCACGAAAGGGAAACAGCCUGCUGUAUUCGGAAUGAUGACUCUGGAUGCGUUCAAAGUUCUCAAGCGGAUUGUAGUAUACGAGGCCUCUAUCCUACGAAAUCUAUUUCUACAUGGAAAAAAUGGUCUCCCGGCGAAUCUGGACCUGGAGGUCGAAUUUCUGGAUCAGUUUGUGGGCUAGAUCCAAAAUUUUGUGAUGCACCAGCGUCAAUAGCACCAUAUGAGUGGCCCGACGACAUCACCAAGUGGCCCAUUUGUCGUAAAACGAAUUCAUUCACUCAGCGCUAUCGCUAUAAAGACCAUACUUCUGAGCAUAUGGUCUGUGAAGUGAUUGGUCAUCCCUGUUGCACUGGGCUGUAUGGAGAAUGCCGAAUAACGACGCGGGAAUAUUGUGAUUUUAUAAAUGGAUAUUUUCAUGAGGAAGCCUCUCUCUGCUCACAGAUUUCCUGCCUAAACAAUGUUUGUGGCAUGUUACCAUUUAUAUCUGUGGAAACACCAGAUCAGCUCUAUAGACUGUUAACAUCGCUGUGCAUGCAUGCCGGCAUUUUACACUUGGCAAUUACGCUAAUAUUUCAGCAUUUGUUUCUUGCUGAUUUAGAAAAAUUAAUUGGUACUCUCCGAACUGCUGUUGUCUACAUAGUAUCCGGCUUUGCUGGAAAUCUGACUAGCGCUAUAAUUGUACCGCAUCGCCCAGAGGUUGGACCAUCAGCCUCCCUCUGUGGUGUGGUGUCUUCACUUAUUGCUCUUUUAAUAUGGAUGCACUGGAAAUGUCUUCACAAGCCUCAUAUUGCUUUAUUUAAAUUGUUACUCUUGUGUAGUGUAUUGAUCGGAAUUGGAACACUUCCCUAUCAGCUUAAUUUUGUUGGACUUUUGGCCGGAGUGGCGUGUGGUGGAUUUUUAACAAUUUCACUUGUGCCAUUUACAACAUUUUCGAAAUACGGACGAAAGAAAAAGAUAAAACUCAUUUGGACAUGUAUUUUAUUUCAUUUAAUAAUAUACAGCGGCUUGAUUAUGACGUUUUAUAUUUACCCCAGCGAAUUUCAUACAAUAAGUAUUGUGGAUAUUUUUAGUAAUAGCAACGGAUACGAUAAUGUUACCAAUUCUGACCAUUAUGGCGUUGACGUCAUAAGCAGCACUACUAGAUACACGGAGACACAAAAUCCACAAUUUUAUUAUCACCAUCAUUCUGAUGACAUUAUCAGAAAUAGUGUCGCAUUCACAGAAAGAGCUCUUGUUUCGCACAUGGUAUAUCCAUCAUCGCCUCGGAAGGCAAAUGUUCAGGAAUGGCAGGAUGUUGAUUUGGGUCGUUCGUUGAAUAACUUUAAGAACUAUAGUAAUAUACAAAAAAGUAUCAAAAAUAUAUCAACUUUAAAGAAAAUGUUUACUUUGCCUGUUAUAUUAACAAACCCGAAAAACCAUUCAAAUCAUUCAACUGAAUUAACAACAGUAAACCACAAAUAUUUGUCUUAUAUGAACAACACAAAUGCGCACGGACCUUAGUGGUUUUACAUAAUCGACUUAAUUUAAUAAUUCAAUUCAAUUCAUUUAAUUUAAUUAAUUCAACAAUAUAAGUAUAAUAUA
This is a messenger RNA of Drosophila guanche, 4563 nucleotides long. RefSeq names its product inactive rhomboid protein 1 (gene rho-5). The record is from RefSeq and is a predicted model, not a curated record. Gene Ontology annotation, biological process: regulation of epidermal growth factor receptor signaling pathway; regulation of protein secretion. Gene Ontology annotation, cellular component: endoplasmic reticulum membrane. Gene Ontology annotation, molecular function: serine-type endopeptidase activity. The transcript has 7 exons. Lineage: Eukaryota; Metazoa; Arthropoda; Insecta; Diptera; Drosophilidae. Bases 163 to 4482 code for a protein of 1439 amino acids.